AUGAGGUUAUUGAAGUUGUGUAAGUAUGCAUUGCAGAACAUGAGAGACAAUGAUUGGGAUACUUUGUUGAGUAAGGUAAUUGAAUUUUGUGUUGAUAGACAUAUUUCAGUGCACAAUAUGGACGAUAUUGCAGUAUUGAAAGAUUCAAUACUGCAAGAGUUGAAUGAUCGUUUUCCAGAAACAACUACUGAGCUUUUUACUUGCAUUUCAUGUUUAAGUCCAAGAGAUUCAUUUGUAGCUUUUGAUGUUUCUAAAUUGGUACGACUUGCUCAGUCAUAUCAUUUGGAUUUCAAUAGUGAAGAGCUUUUAUUACUUAGACCUCAACUUGACAAGUUUCUUAUGCUAGUGAGAAUGGAUGAAGCUUUCUUCAACCUCAAAAGCAUAUCUUGUGUAGCUCAGAAGCUGAUCCCAUUGGUUUUGAUAUUACUUGUAGCAGCUGCAAGUGUUGAAAGGGUAUUCUUUGCUAUGAAUCUAAUCAAGAAUAAUCUGCGCAACAAAAUGGGAGAUGAAUUGUUGAAUGACAAUUUGGUGGUUUACAUGGAGAAAUAUCUUUUUAUAAAACUUGAUAAUGAGACAAUAUUGCAGCGUUUUCAAAUAUGCGACCUCGUAAGAUUCAGUUGUCUAAGCUUACAACUUCGGAGUAAGGUUGCACCACAACCUACUUAG
Messenger RNA from Olea europaea var. sylvestris, 666 nucleotides. RefSeq lists its product as uncharacterized. Lineage: Eukaryota; Viridiplantae; Streptophyta; Magnoliopsida; Lamiales; Oleaceae. The record is from RefSeq and is a predicted model, not a curated record. The transcript is spliced from 4 exons. Bases 1 to 666 code for a protein of 221 amino acids.